GCUGGCCGGUGUGUACGCGGCGGGCGAGUCCAGGUGCGGCCCGCUUGGCUUCUCCGGCGCCCCAGACCCCGGCCGUGACCCCCGCUGCGGCCCGGCCGCCGCCCGAACAUGGACUCCGCCGGCCAAGAUAUCAACCUGAAUUCUCCUAACAAAGGUCUGCUGUCCGACUCCCUGACAGAUGUCCCUGUCGACACAGCGUUGGCUGCCCAGACUCCUGCUGUUGAGGGUCUGACCGAGACUGAGGAGGAGGAGCUUAAGGCUGAGCUUGCAAAGGUGGAAGAGGAAAUUGUCACUCUGCGCCAGGUCCUGGCGGCCAAGGAGAGGCACUGUGCUGAGCUGAAGAGGAAGCUGGGCCUCUCUGCCUUGGAGGGCCUGAAGCAGAACCUGUCUAAGAGCUGGCAUGACGUGCAGGUCUCUAACACCUAUAUGAAAACUUCUGAGAAACUUGGAGAGUGGAAUGAGAAAGUGACCCAGUCAGACCUCUACAAGAAGACUCAAGAAACUCUCUCUCAGGCGGGACAGAAGACGUCGGCUGCCCUGUCCACCAUGGGCUCCGCCAUUAGCAGAAAGCUCGGGGAUAUGAGGAAUUCUGCGACCUUCAAGUCGUUUGAAGACCGAGUUGGGACCAUAAAGUCUAAGGUUGUAGGUGGCAGAGAGAAUGGCAGUGAGAACCUUCCCUCCCCAACCGGGAGUGGUGCCAAGCCCCUGCCCGAUCACACGCCUUUCUAAGCCCGUCGCAGCUUUGCCCGGCCACGGAACAAGUGCAAGCACGUCCUCAUCGGCUCGACUGCGACUCUGCAG
Messenger RNA from Neomonachus schauinslandi (Hawaiian monk seal), 801 nucleotides. Its product is annotated as tumor protein D54-like. NCBI's taxonomy places the organism in Eukaryota, Metazoa, Chordata, Mammalia, Carnivora, Phocidae. Bases 109 to 729 code for a protein of 206 amino acids. Gene Ontology annotation, cellular component: cytoplasm. The transcript has a single exon. The record is from RefSeq and is a predicted model, not a curated record.